Antechinus flavipes (yellow-footed antechinus) is the source of this 3700-nucleotide messenger RNA. RefSeq names its product dual specificity phosphatase 29 (gene DUSP29). The transcript has 6 exons. Gene Ontology annotation, cellular component: cytoplasm. Gene Ontology annotation, biological process: negative regulation of MAPK cascade; protein dephosphorylation. Gene Ontology annotation, molecular function: MAP kinase phosphatase activity; protein tyrosine/serine/threonine phosphatase activity. NCBI's taxonomy places the organism in Eukaryota, Metazoa, Chordata, Mammalia, Dasyuromorphia, Dasyuridae. The record is from RefSeq and is a predicted model, not a curated record. The coding region runs from base 1151 to 1987 and encodes 278 amino acids.
CAGCUUAGCUCAUCUCUCCCAGCUCAUGUUGUUAAGUCCUCAGGACAAAAUGUUACAUGUCUUCUCUGCAGGAGCUAUGUGACUCUCAACUGGGCUUAUUUUUUAAACUAGAAAGCAUCAUGGAAACGCCAAUGAGUACAGGAGAUGCACUCCAUCACCUGGACAAAAGGAAACAAGACUUAAAGAAAAUAUAAACAUUUCCCCUUGACCCAGGGGUUGAAGCUCUCCUCUGUUAGGGAAGGAUUAUUACAUAGAUCUUAGGCAAAAGGCUGAAACAAAACUUUUAAAUUCCUCACUGCUACAGUAUAACCACUCCCCAUAGAGACUUAGUGUCAUUUACACUCAGAACUUACGUUCACCAGAGAUGAAAUUGGAAACUCAACAUAAAUACCACAAACUUUGACAUCAAGCAUAUAGGGGUGGGAAGGAGCUCCCCUCUGCCUUUUUCCUGUUUAUUAAUCCUGCUAAAUGGUGAAAAACCCAGUGGUUCCUACACUGUUGAACGGUUGAGAAUGCUAUCAAUGUCUUCAAAAUUUAAUAACCUGGGAAAAGUCCCAAUUGACUUCCCCUUAGUUAUACCCUAAUGCGUGUCCCCUGGCAACCUUCAACUACUCAAGGAAACAAGUAGGAGUCCUCCGUCAGAAACCCCUGACUUCUCCCAAAAGCCAACAGUAAAAUCCUAGGAUCAUAGAUUUUGAGUUGAAAUAUUUAUUAAGCACCUACUACAUGCCAGGGACUGUGCCAGGUGCUUUACAGAUAUCUCUUUUGACUCUAGCAAGGACCCUGAGGUAGGUCCAUUAUUUCUUUGAUUUUGCAGUCGAGGAAAUUGAGAUAGAGUCCAGAAUCACCCAGCUGAGGGGGAGGGGGAAAGGGGGGUUUGAAUCCAGGUCCUCUGAGUCCAGUUCAGUGCUUUUAAACUGUUCUGAGGUGGAGCCCGUUCGCCCUCUCAUUGCUGGAGUGGCCCAGGAGCACCUGGUACCUGACUCAUGGGUUCUAAGGUUUCAGGUGGCAUCCGGGAAUAGUCUCACCAACAGAUGUAGGGAAGGCUCCUUUUGGACUGGGCGGCGGGCAAGGUCAGAGUCAGCAAAUCCGCCCCUAAAAAUAGGCUCUGGUUUCCAAGCGGGUGAGGUCGCCAGUCUGGCUCCGUGACAUGCGACCGGGAUACCUGCUCCCUGCGGCACUCCUGGUGCUCACAGGUUUAUGGCUGAAGGAAGGGCUCCUUAUUCACGCAGAGCUCAGCUCUUGUGCAGUGAAGAACAUUAUUACUUGCCAGAAAACUCUAGCUGAGGGGCUGACCUGCUAUCCCACCAAGCCUGUGAAGAGAACCAAGAAAUCUCUUAGCAAAACGAUGACUUCCCGGCAGUCAAAGACCAGUCUGAACAAGACUCUGGGGUCCAGCAAAGAAGAAUCAGAUGACGAGUACAUCACGCCGGGGGCCUUUGAGCUGGAGCGUCUCUUUUGGAAGGGCAGUCCCCAAUACACCCAUGUCAACGAGGUCUGGCCCAAACUCUACAUUGGAGAUGAAGCCACAGCACUAGACCGGUACAGCUUGGAGAAAUCUGGCUUUACCCACAUCCUGAACGCUGCCCAUGGCCGAUGGAACGUAGACACGGGCCCAGAGUACUACAGAGACAUGGCUAUCAAGUACCACGGCGUGGAGGCUGACGACCUCCCCACCUUCAACCUCAGUGAAUUCUUCUACUCAGCUGCCGAAUUCAUUGACGCGGCGCUCCAAAGUGACAGGAAUAAGAUUCUGGUUCACUGUGCUAUGGGCCGAAGUCGCUCAGCUACCCUGGUCUUGGCGUACCUGAUGAUUUACAGGAACAUGACAGUGGUGGAUGCCAUUGAACAAGUCUCCAAGAAUCGCUGCGUUCUGCCCAAUCGUGGGUUUCUCAAACAGCUCCGGGAACUGGACAAACAGCUGCUCCUCCAAAGGCGGAAUGCUCAGUCUAAUGAAGAAGAGAACUUGGAAGAGAAAGAAAUCUAAGGCUUGAAAACCCCGACAUACAAAGUUGCCCCAAAAUACUUUGUGCUGGAGAAAAAUAUUUUUAAAGACCCCUCCCCCCACACACAUAAUACACAAUAGUUCCUUAAAGUUCUUUGGCAUGAAGAAGGGAAAACAUGGAUGCAAGCCAUUUUUUCUUGAGAAUAGUUUUGAGCUUCCCAGGGAGUACUAUUGGAACAUAUUAGGGGAUUGUAUAAAGCCUAUACUCCCUAAGCUGCUACCCUGUAGGGUCUGAUACUUUGUUUCACAGCAAGAGGAAAAGGAAAAGGUUUUUACAGUGGAAUUGGUUGCACAUGAGCAUGUAGUGCUGGAGUAAAAGAUACUUCAGUCUAUAAUGGGAUGGUGGGAAUGGCUGGAAAACACGUAGAAUCUGUGCUACGCUCCAAACUUUGGGUCCUGUCUUGGAAGAAAGACACAUUUUCCUACGGCUUUAUGGUUUUUUUACAACACAAAUUUUAUAGCAACCAAAAAGUUGGGCUUAUGGCAUUUGGGGUGUGUUACAAGAGUGUCACCUUAACACUUCGUCUCCUCUGGGUUGGUCCUAAGUCUCUUUCCCUAACUCUGCUCACAGUUCCAAGCACUGUCCUUCCACCAUCCCACACUGGGCCGCCCAGGACUGUUCUCAGCUGACCCAACAUUUGUCUAUGCUUGUCUUUGGGAAGUGACUACCUGAGCAGGCUGACGCGUGUGUAUGAUCUGUCUUCCUAAUAAUGCUCAUCUGAUAGGGCUGACACAACCACCCAGACUCACUCAAGCUCUUAUGUUUAGAAAGAACUGAUGGGUUUGAAAGGGUCAGAGCAGAACAAAAGCAAGAACAGGGACCAUCUGUCAAUUCUUUUUUUUUUUUUUUUGGAGAGAUCUUUUCCUAUCCCAUGCACAGAGUCAUAUAAUAUUAGACCUGCAAUAGUUCUUUAAGUGCAUGUAGUCAAAUUUUCUCUUUACAAUUGAGGAAACUGAGGCUCAAAGAAAAGUGUCUGCACAAAGUCAUAUAGCUAACCUGGUGGCAUAAAAAAGACUAGAACUUAAAUCUUUAUUUGCUUUUCCCAUUUUGCCAUACCCACUUCUUUUAAAAAUGUUAUAUUAAAGUAGCAUUAAAAUUAGGGUUAAAAUUAGUUUCAGGGGCAGCUAGGUGGUAUAGUGGCUUGAAGUCAGGAAUCCGGUCUCAGAAACUUAAUGAUCAUGUGAUCCUGGGUAAGUCUCUUCACCCCAAUUGCCUCAGUUUCCUCAUCUGUAAAAUGAGCUGGAGAAAGAGAUCGCAAACCACGCUAAUAUCCUUACCAAGAAAAUCCCAAAUGGGGUCAUGAAGAUUCAUACACAACCGAAAAAGCACAAAAAUUAAAACAAGGAGCUCAUAAAUCUGAAUUCUAGGCCUGAGCUAUAUAUACCUCACUUAACCUCUCUAAGAUAGGGUAAAUUCACAUUUCUUUCAUCUUCAGCUUUUUAGUGCCCUAAUAUCUCCCAUGAGACAAGAACAUGAUGCAAAGCUAAGUGAGCAAUAUCAGAAGAACAGUGCACAAGUAACAGCAAUACAAGAUGAUCACCUGGGAAGCCUUAGCUAUUCUCAGCAAUAAAAUGAUCCAAAUCAAUGCCAAAGGACUUGUGAUGAAAAAUGUUAUCCACCCCAGAGAAAGAACUGAUGGAGUCUGAAUGCAAAUCAAAGCACAUUUAAAAAAUAAAAUUUUUUCUUUGGAUCUA